Cryphonectria parasitica EP155 is the source of this 999-nucleotide messenger RNA. RefSeq names its product Aldo/keto reductase. NCBI's taxonomy places the organism in Eukaryota, Fungi, Ascomycota, Sordariomycetes, Diaporthales, Cryphonectriaceae. The transcript has 2 exons. Gene Ontology annotation, cellular component: cytosol. The coding region runs from base 1 to 999 and encodes 332 amino acids. Gene Ontology annotation, molecular function: oxidoreductase activity. The record is from RefSeq and is a predicted model, not a curated record.
AUGACUGCACCCAAGUUAGUCUUCGGAGCCGGCACCCUGAUGAAGAGUGCUGGCUACAACACGGCUGAGGAGGUUAAACCGGUACUAGAGGCACUGGCAGAAUACGGAGAUCUGUUCACAGAACUCGAUACCGCCGCCGCCUACGGUGAGUCCGAGGAGUACCUGGGUCAGGUCAAGGCGGCAUCCCAGUUCACUAUCCACACAAAAGCAAGAGGCAUGAGAAAUCCUAGCCCAUCGACAAAAGAGGUCAUCAUUGCCGAGGGAAAGGAAAGCCUAUGCAAGCUCGGAGUGGAUCAGGUCGAUAUCUACUUCAUGCACUGCCCUGACCUCCGAGUCCCCCUAGAGGAGACACUCGCCGGGAUCGACUCCCUCUACCAAUCAGGCGCCUUCAGACGCUUUGGGCUCUCCAACUACACCGCAGAACAAGUCGAAGAGGUCAUCCGCGUCUGCAACAGUCACGGCUACGUGCUGCCCUCGGCCUACCAAGGCAACUACAACGCGGUGGCGUGCCUAGCGGAGGACGAGCUGCUCCCGCUCCUCCGCCGCCACGGGAUAGCCUUCUACGCGUACAGCCCCAUCGCAGGAGGGUUUCUGGCCAAGAAAUCGGCACAGCUGAGGCAGCGCAGCCUGCAGGGCCGCUGGGAAAGUAACAAGGUUGCCGGGCAGAUAUACUACGCCAUGUACGCCGACCGACCCGGGUAUCUCGAGGCGCUGGACCAGUGGCAUGAGAUCGCCGCCGCAGAGGGCGUGACGGCCGCGGAGAUGGCCUACCGCUGGGUGGUCCACAACUCGGUUCUGGAUGCGGCGUUGGGAGAUGCUGUCAUCGUUGGCCCGAGGAACCCCGAACAGAUCAGAGAGAUAGUGGCGUGGAUUCAGAAAGGCCCACUGAGCCAGGAGGCUGCGAUCAAGAUUGAGACGCUCUGGGGCCCUCUCAAGGAGCAUGCUCUGCCAACCAACCUGGAGGCUUUCAACAUGGUGAAUAGCAGAAAGGCUGAUUGA